Molecule: messenger RNA, 4699 nt
Organism: Varanus komodoensis (Komodo dragon)
Lineage: Eukaryota; Metazoa; Chordata; Lepidosauria; Squamata; Varanidae
Gene: SENP1
Product: SUMO specific peptidase 1
Exons: 19
Coding region: 289-2169 (626 amino acids)
Biological process (GO): protein desumoylation
Cellular component (GO): nucleus
Molecular function (GO): deSUMOylase activity
Source: RefSeq, a predicted model, not a curated record
AUCCGGUUCGGAAGAAAGAAAGAGCGAGCUUGGAGCUUUGGUGGACGCGGGGCGUGAGAGGUGUUUAUCUCAGGUUCUCCGGUCCCGGUGGGCACCUCAGCUUCCGGCUGUGUCAAACUUUCCACUGAGAUGCAAGGCAUGGCAGAGCUGUUUCCCUAAUUUGUCUUUUACCAUUCUCUACUUGUACCAGGUACUUCCAGGCUCCACUCUGUCCCACCAGAUUCCCUUCUCUGAUCUGCCAGGCACUGAAGCUUUAGCAUCUGGGUCAGUUAUGUGAGCGGUGUAGUAAUGGAUGAAACUGUUGAUUGUGUGACGAUGGAUGCUGGAGAUUAUGCAAUAGCUAAUCACACUUCUGUAUUCAAGAAUCUUCCUCCACAACGGAAUGCUUUCUCAGGAGAUCAGCUUCUAUUGUCCGGCAAUAAGCUUUUAUCAAACAAAUUUGACAGUUUGGAAAGACCUUCUACUUGUCCAACUGGAAACGUUUCCUAUAGUUUCAAUUACUGUUCAGAACCUCCAUCGCCCGAGAGCUAUCAAGCAGCAAGUACAGUAAGAACAUUUGGAACAAGUGCCAAUGGACAGUGGAGGAAUUGUACUUCUAGCCUGGGUCCUGUUUUACAGAAACCUAGAGCCAGUCGUGGUGUGUAUUUUGAAAUGCGCAAGAGUCCAAGUGGGAUAUCAAAUUCCUUUGUAGGGAAAUCAAACCACCAUUGCCACAUAUCUGCCUAUGAAAAAUCAUUUCCAAUUAAGUCCAUUGCUAGUCCCUCAUGGAGUGUUCCAUGUCGUCGGAGUUUACUAAGUCCCAAGAAAUCCCAGAGAAGAUUCAUUAGUACUGCAGAAGAGACCGUUCGAGAAGAAGAGAAAGAGAUCUACAGGCAGCUAAUUCAAAUGGUUACUGGAAAAAAACUCUCAACCUCCAAGCCCUCUUCACUGUUUUCUCUCCACCUACCCAGGUGUGCAAGUUCCAGUAAAAACCUUGUGAAAGAAGCUGAAAAUAAGAAUAGAAAAACUUUUGAUACUUACAACCCCCCUCAAAAUAACCAAUCAUCUGGUGUUCUGAGGACCCAGGAGCAUCAGUUUCAUAAACCACUGCCACACCCAAUCCAUAGUUUUCCCAUACACUUUAAUCCCAAGGAGGCCAGUACACCAACUCAGCAAAAUAGUCUACCAGCACUGGAUGAAGCUGAAGGCUCUAAUUCUCUUAUAAUGCUCAAUGGCAAAGAUGCCAAAACCCCAGCUCUGAGCACACCUUUCUUUGAAGCUGAAUUGUGGAUCAAAGAAUUAACCAGUGUAUACGAUUCUCGUGCCCGUGAAAGAUUGCGAUACAUUGAAGAGCAGAAGGCUUUGGCAUUACAACUUCAGAACCAGAGAUUGCAGAAACAGGAGUUUUCAAUACCUGAUUCAGUUGACCUACAUCUGCGAGUACCACUUGAGAAGGAAAUUCCUGUCACAAUUGGUCCAAAAGGCAGUAAGACACCUGACAAUGAAGAGGAAUUCCCUGAAAUUACAGAGGAAAUGGAGAGGGAAAUAAAGAGUGUACUGCGCAGCGGAAACCAAGAUGAGGUGCUUAGUGAAGCCUUCCGGUUAACAAUAACUAGGAAGGACAUUCAGACCCUUAACCACCUCAAUUGGCUCAAUGAUGAGAUAAUUAAUUUCUACAUGAACAUGCUGAUGGAAAGAAGUAAACAGAAGGGCUUUCCAACUGUUCAUGCAUUUAACACAUUUUUCUUCACUAAGUUAAAAACGGCGAAGUAUCUAGCUGUGAAACGUUGGACUAAAAAAGUGGAUAUAUUUGCAGUGGACAUCCUGCUGGUGCCCAUUCACCUUGGAGUCCACUGGUGUCUAGCAGUGAUUGACUUCAGGAAAAAAACCAUAAUCUACUAUGAUUCCAUGGGUGGAAAUGAUAACGACGCUUGCAAGAUACUUUUGCAGUACCUAAAGCAGGAAAGCCUGGAUAAAAAGAAAAGGGAAUUUGAUACCAAUGGUUGGACGCUGCUAAGUAAAAAAAGCCAGGAGAUCCCUCAGCAGAUGAAUGGCAGUGACUGUGGGAUGUUUGCCUGUAAAUACGCUGACAGCAUUACCAAAGACAAACCAAUCAACUUCACCCAGCAACACAUGCCUUAUUUCCGAAAGCGGAUGGUCUGGGAGAUCCUCCAUCGCAAGCUGUUGUGAUUUCAUGCCAAAUGCAGGACCCUUUAGAAAAUGCACACCAGGCCUUUUGCCCUUCUCAGCCAUCUCCAGUAAGGACUGCAUGGGUUUUCCACUGAAGCUUACAAGACUGUACAAUACAUUUUCUGGCUUCAAACCAUGGAUUGGUGUGCUGUGGAACCCUUUCAAAAGCACACUUGCCAUUUUGUAUUUUGAAAGCCUAUUUUUUACAAGUGACUUUCAGAGACAGGAAUUUUCAUCUUCAAGAAAUUUUCUCUUUUUUUUCAGUCUGUCUGCCCUUUUCAAAAUAACUGACAUGUGCAAGCAAUUUGAGACCUUCAGCAGCAGGGUAUGGAACAAAAGCAUUUGAAUUGUUGCACUGUAUAUGCCAUAGCCUGGAGGAAAAAAAAAUAACUUCACAGUAAACUCAGUGCUGCAUGCUAUAAUGGCUGCAGAUGGUCUGCUGCAACAAAUGCAUCAACUCUGGAAAUAAAACAUGCAUGUAUACAUGUCUGGAGAAAGCUGAUAGACUCAGGUUUGCCAGAUCUGUCUGCGUAUUUCUACAACUUGCUGCAGGUACCACAGAUGUUUCCCACAGCACUCAUGUUUCAUUGUCCUUUAUUCUUAAAUUAUUACUGGAAAUGGAAUUGCUUGAGAAUGGAACUUCAAAUAGACACCAGCACAUACAAAGCAGUUUGCUACCAUAGUAUUGAUCUUGUCUUCAGGUCUGUAGUAAAGAAUGGUAAAUGGAAGAUGAACCAACUACUUUUCAUUGAUGGUCAGGUAGAAGACUCCUUUCACUCAAAAUCCACUGUCUUACACUGACUACUUCGUUAAUUCUAACUAAACUUCUAGGGCCAUCCAUUUAUCCAUUAGAACAUUGGUACAAAACAUGUAGCACUCUAGAUGUUGUGCUGCAGCUCUCAUCAGCACAAGCCAGUAAAGCCAAUGUGGACAAUGAGAGUUGCAGUCCAACAGAAUCUGCAGGGCAACCUGCUUCCCAUCCUUGCAUUAGACAGUUGAGACAUUGGUUGACAGAAGCAUCUUGGCCCUUCUUGGUCCCUCCUCCACAACAGUCUCUUGUAGGCAGACUGUGUGGAUGGAGUCAGAUACAGAGAGGAACAGUAGAGCGGCAGACUGCAAGGUAUUUCUGAGGGUCAGCUCAUUGUUCUGACAUGCCUGGGGACAGGCCCUAUUGAAGCCAGCAUCUUUCCCUUGGCCCAUUAACAGAAUCUGAGGAAAUCCAGGCAAGAGGAAGCUCUCACUUUGCACCCUUGAUACAUGAUAGGAUUUGUAAGCAAACUAAGCAGCUAUAAGUUGAUUGGAUAUUUAUCAGAAGAUGGAGCAGUUAUUGAUCAUUGAGUUAUUUGUAGAAUUUAGGUACAAUAUUACUACUUUAAUGCUUUUUUAAUUAUUGGUAAACUGUUUUUAUAUCAUAUAUAUAAAAAUAUAAAUAUAUAUAUAUAUUUAUAAGCCUUUCCCAAUGAUGCAGCAGUGAACAAGUGUCUGUUAGGUUUUUCAGCUCUUCUCCUGUGUUCUAUCUCUUACAUAUGAAUUGGAAUCCUGGCUUCCACCUUUUCCCUCAAGUUUCCCAUUUCAGUUCAUUCGUAACAGAAUGAAGGGCUUCCUUAAUAGAUAUUCUGUCCUCCCGAAACUCUGCUUUUUAUGCAGGUGGUGUUGGUGAUGCAAAAUGGUAUGCAGAACAGUCUUCCCCAACAUGAUAUCUUCCAAAUUUUUUGGCUGAAACUCCCAUUAGCCCCAGCCAGCAUGACCAAUGGUCAAAGAUUAUGUGAGUCAGCAUCCAAGACACCUACAUGAUGCCAAGUUGAGGAAGGCUGAUAAUUGGAGUCUGCUCAGUUUCUAAGAUGGGUUGCCAGCAGCAGCCACAGCUUUCCACUUACAAGUAGGCAGAUAUUUUACAGAGACAGGAUGCAACAAGUCACACUGACUAGUCCAGGUUUUAAUUCAACAUGAGAAGGUCUCUGCUCUCAGGCCACACAGAAAAUCUCUGUUGCUGUUGUUCCAUGCUUACAGUCCGCUGUGUAUGAUUUCUGUACAACUCAUUUACUUUAGUGGGAGCUCACAGCAAGCUCCACUUAUAAAUGGACACUGUGCAGACUCUUUGUUUGAUAUGUGUACCUGCUGUCAUCCCACAAAAGUGGGGUGUGAUUGGAAGUGAGGUGUAAAAGAUGGUUGACUGCUUACCAAGUUCACAUGCUAGGCAUACCUCUUGAUGUACCUUUUUUAAUUCUAAGGAAAAAAAUGUCCUUCUGUAUUUUUUGCCAUCAAAUAGGGAACAUUUUAUAUAUUCUGGACCUGUAAACAAUAGUUUUGUACAAAUUUCCCAUUGCCCUUUCCUGAGUCAUGUGAUUCCUAGAGAAGUUUGUACCUUUUUUGAUCUGUCUGUAUGUGUUUUUAUACUAGUCUCUUUGGUCAUAUUUUUUCUAUGUUUUUGCUGCAAGUAAUGAUUUGAAAACCUAAAAGUUUUUUUUUGUAAUGUGUUAUUCUUAAAUAAACCCAGCUGUUUUAAGAUAAGAAUAAACUCUAAGCCUGA